Messenger RNA from Rhizophagus irregularis DAOM 181602=DAOM 197198, 2914 nucleotides. RefSeq lists its product as uncharacterized. The record is from RefSeq and is a predicted model, not a curated record. Gene Ontology annotation, cellular component: cytoplasm. NCBI's taxonomy places the organism in Eukaryota, Fungi, Glomeromycota, Glomeromycetes, Glomerales, Glomeraceae. Gene Ontology annotation, molecular function: guanyl-nucleotide exchange factor activity.
UUUUUUACCUUCGGUUCAAUUAAUUAAACAUCCCUACUUUUUACCCUUACACUUUUUUUACUCUUUCACUCUUUUUACCUUUUCGCUCCUUUUACUUUUACACUCUUCUUACUCCAAACACCAUAAUAAAAUUUAUCCCUCUAGUUAUUUUAUCUGACUUUACCAUAGUUUUGUAUAUCAUAAAGUAACUUGUAUAUUUACUAUAAUGGAAACAGUUGAGCCAACAAGGCAGUAUGAAACGGACCCUACCUCACACGGCUUACUUUCUCCACUUUCACCUCAAUCACCACAAACACCACCAAUGAGCCCACCCUCACCUUACCAAGAAUCGAAUAGAAGAGUUAAUAAUCCUUUAAUUGAUCUUAUAGAGACUGAAAAGAAAUAUCUUAAGGAUUUAAAAUGUUUGUUACAACAAGUUACAGCAUGUUGGAGUAAUGAUGAUUUUCCUCCGCCAGAAUUAGAUCUAAUGUUUCGAAAUGUUGAAGUAAUUUAUAAACAGAACAAAAAAUUUUACUUAAAACUUGAUAAAAUAGGAUCGAAUCCAGCAUCAGCAAAAGAUCUCGGUGAGACAUUAUUGAUCUGGAUCGAUGAUAUGGAUGAUCCAUAUACAAAAUAUGUCGAAAACUUUAAAUUAGGAUUUGAUUCUAUACCCGAAAUCGAAGAAAAUUUAAAUUUACAACAGACUUUAAAUGAUAUAUCAGUUGAAAAGAAUCAACCUGUUUCCUUGGAUUAUUUUUUCGAUAUGCCAUUAAAACGGUUAUAUUAUUACAAAAAAUUAUAUUUGCGAUUGUAUAGGUCCACAGAGCCUGGACGAGCUGAUAAUAGUCUAUUGUUGGCUGCAAAUGAACGAAUUGAUCGUCUCCUUGAACUAGAAAAAAAAAUCAAAAGUUCAAAUAAAAUAAAAGAGUUUGUUUCAUAUACGAUGAAUCCUUCAGCUGCCGAAGACGUUGUCUCGUCAACAGUUAUUUCGUCAGUUUCGGAAGAUGUAUCCUCAGUGAUGGUGUCUCCCACUAUAGAGGUUCAUCAAAUAGAAAAACAAGAUAAUAUUGCUCCUUCGAUAAAAUCGCAAACUAUAGAUUCUCCAGUUGAUCCAAAUAUUGUUGUAUCUACCGAUAAAGUUCAAUCCGUUAAGAGAGAUUGGACUUUAGAAGAGUUAGAAAGUCAACUUGAUACAUCUAAAACUAAAGAUUUAUUUACCAAAUUACCAAAGAUUGUAAAAAUUUCACUUCUCUCAAAAAAUCUUCCUUUCGAACGUAAAAUUGUUCUUCAUGGCGAUUUUAUUAUUGAAACCACAAAAUCCAUGAAUUCUACUGAAACAACUCAUAUUAAUGCUCACAUAUUUUUAUUGACUGACCUUUUGUUGAUUUGUCAAGAAAUUACCCAGGAAGAGAAGGAUUUGAAAUUAAUGUAUCCACCAUUUAAUACAUACCAUCUUGCAAUCAAUGAUGUAAGCGACGACCAAGAAGAUUCAUUGGAAUUGACAAUUUUACAAAAAGAAAUGAUAAUCCUUUACGCAAAUGAUAAAGACACCAAGGACGAUUGGUUAAGAGAAAUUAAUAAAGCGAUUGAAUUUUCUUCCAAUGACCCCCAAUCGCGAACUGUACGUAAAGUCGAAAGUAAUCCUCGCUUAUCAACGAUUUCAACACUUUCAAUGUCUUCAGAUGCAUUGAAAAGAAGCCCAAGUGUAGGAAACUUAAUAAAUAGAGCAUCUAUGCGUCCUGUGUCCUCUAUUAGCCAAGGUUCGAACUUAUUUCCUGAUUUUUCCAGUACAGAUUCACCUAUUACACGUUCACGUACACCGGAUCCACCUCAAAAUGCAGGUGGGCAAUAUCCGGGUGAUUAUUUACCAUCUGGACAAGGGAGAGGUCAAGAACGUCAUAAUAGUGAUCCAAUAUCAUCUCCGGGUAUAAGAAAUAAAUUGACCGUAGGAUUACAAGUUGAACGUGCUAAUUCCAUGGCUUCACUUGUAUCAGUUAUGAGCAUCGCAAGUUUUAAAGAAACAAUUUUUAGAUCAUCUGCAUGUGAAGUAUUCGUUUGGAUAAAUAGUGAGUGGAGGCCCUUAACCAAGAAAGAUAAGUGUAUUGUUGAAGUUCGUUUGACAGUUCAAAACAAAGGAUGUUGGGCUAUUCUAUUAGAAUCAUCAAAUAGAAUGGUUCUUAAUGCAUGGGUUCAUUCUGCAACAACACUUCAUCGUGAGGAUGAAAAUUCUGUUAGUAUAUCAUGCGAGAUUGGGCAAAGAAAAGAAUAUUAUAAAAUUAAUACAACUGAUUCAGCAGAAUCAGAUCAGUUUAUUAAUUAUCUGUUGAAAAUUAAGGAAUCUGCAAAGGAAUUAAAUGUUCCUGCUGAAGGAUAUAUUUCUCGAUCUUCUUCAUUACAAACAAUUGAGCCUUUGCGUGAAGUUGAAAAAACUGUUACACAAGUUAUGGAAGUUAAAUGUCGCGUAUUUUUACAGAAUGAUCAUGGAGUUUGGACAAACAUCGGAUGGGGAAAUAUGAAAUUAUCACUUGAGACACCUUCACAUCGCAAGAGAAUUAUAGUUAAUUCAGAUAAAAAAACAAAGACAAUAAUUGACGCUAUUAUUAGUGAAGAUGGUGUUGAAAAAGUUGGAAAGAGCGUGGCACUUACAUUAAAUAAUACGGGAAGUAACCUUCGGAUUGUUUAUUUACUUAAAAUGAAAGAUGAGGAAUCGGCUGCCAAAGUAAUUGAUAUUAUGAAAGAAAAACGAAAGAAAUAAACCAAAAUUUAUAUCAUUGAAACGGAAUAUAAUUAUAAUCAUUGUACAUAUAAACUUUUUGAACAUUCAUUAUAAUUUGUGAUUAAAUAUUCUGAAGACAUUGAUUUUUCAGUGAAACUUUUUUGUUUUUACAGACACUAUGUAUUAGGGGAAUGGAAGUUAUUAUAAAUAUAAAUAUAA